Molecule: messenger RNA, 1401 nt
Organism: Metarhizium acridum CQMa 102
Lineage: Eukaryota; Fungi; Ascomycota; Sordariomycetes; Hypocreales; Clavicipitaceae
Source: RefSeq, a predicted model, not a curated record
AUGAGCUUAGACCUGUGUGCCUCUAGCUGCCCUUCAUCAUUGUUCGGAGUCUACGACACCGACUGCUACUGCGGCCAAAGGAUUGAGCCAAGUGACAGCAAGGUCAACGACGCUCAAUGCGACAAGGUUUGCCCUGGCAACAAGGGCCAAAUAUGUGGUGGCAAACUAGGACUCGGUCGUCGCGGUGAAGUUCCCGCGGACCAGCUCCUCUCUGUUUAUGGGCGCAGGAAUGACAGUCCUACCACGGCGCUCAAGGUCGUGACCAGCACCCAAGUCAUCACCAUUACGUCUUGCCCGCCUGUAGUCACAGACUGCCCCAUCGGCCAGAAGACCACAAAGACUUGGACUGCCACAGUCGCAGCCCCCCCUCAGCAGGGCCCCGAAGAGUGGCACAAGAAGGUCAUGACGUGCUACGGUGACUACUGCGUUUCUGGUCACGACUGUGAUGAAUGCCAGCAUACUCGUGUUGUCUUUGACGGCGUCAGAUACCAGUGCGAAACUGCCCCGGAUUCCAACUCGCACAGACUUGUUCACUGCAAGGAUGACGAGUGCAAGUACUCCAAGUGCCAUGGCGAUCGUUGCAACCAAAAGGUUGUCUGCUGGGACGGCCAAUGCACACCCGAAGCCUGCUACGGUGACGAGUGCAACAAGAAGCUGGUUUGUAACAACGGCCAUUGUGAGCAUCAGCCUUGUCACGGUGAGGACUGCCACAAGAUGUGGGUUUGCAACCAUGGCGAAUGCACAGCUCAGCCUGGUUGUACCGGUGAUUGUGUUGCUCCUCCGCCUGUAAAGCCUGCUCCCGGUGCUUCACCAAGCUCUGGCCCUUCAUCCGGCUCUGGUUCACCUGGUUCUAGUCGUCCCAAGGGUUCUGGCUCACCAGGCUCCGGGUCAACCGGCUCUGGUUCACCUGGUCUUGGUUCACCAGUAUGGUCCGACUCAGGCAAACCUGGGAGCAGCGGCAAUUCUGGAAAGCCAGGGGACUCUGGCAGUCCCGGCAACAAAGCAGGCACUGGACAUGUCGAAGGUCCCGGCAAGGCUGGCAACGGCGGCAGUGCCAGUCACAAGGAAGAACCCAACAAGCCCGGUAACAGCGGAGCUGCUGACCACAACGACCGUCUUGGCGAGCCCGGCAACAAGGCAGACGCUGGCCAUGACCAAGGCCCUGGUACGUCCGGUCAGAAGGGAGGUUCCGGCAACGUUGGAAGUUCCGGCAACGUUGAAAGUUCCGGCAACAAGGGAAAUCCCGCCAGCCCUAGCAAUUCUGGCAGCAAGAACCGUCCCGCCGGAGUCAAAACUGCGGCACAGCCCAAGAACACCUCGCCAGUAGUCGCCGGUUCCAGCAAGAGCGCAGUUGCUUUCCAUAUCCUGGCUGCCGCUCUUGGGCUAGCGCUCAUGAUGUAG